Messenger RNA from Cynara cardunculus var. scolymus (artichoke), 3223 nucleotides. Its product is annotated as eukaryotic translation initiation factor 3 subunit A-like. Gene Ontology annotation, cellular component: eukaryotic translation initiation factor 3 complex, eIF3m; multi-eIF complex; eukaryotic translation initiation factor 3 complex, eIF3e. The record is from RefSeq and is a predicted model, not a curated record. NCBI's taxonomy places the organism in Eukaryota, Viridiplantae, Streptophyta, Magnoliopsida, Asterales, Asteraceae. Gene Ontology annotation, biological process: translation reinitiation; formation of cytoplasmic translation initiation complex. The transcript is spliced from 14 exons. Gene Ontology annotation, molecular function: translation initiation factor activity; mRNA binding. The coding region runs from base 150 to 3050 and encodes 966 amino acids.
ACAUUUUGACGAAAAGUUCGCCAAAAACCCUACUCUCCUAUUCUGCAUAGGACUUCUCCUUGAUACAUCAAGGGCACACUUCGUUGUUCGAUAUAGCGGCAGCUAAUCUUCGUAGACGAUUAAGCCUGUAGAAGGCCCCUGGGAGUAACAUGGCGACUUUUGCUAAACCGGAAAAUGCUUUGAAACGAGCUGAAGAACUGAUAAAUGUUGGACAGAAACAAGAUGCACUGCAAGCUCUUCAUGAUCUUAUUACAUCAAAGAGGUACAGGGCAUGGCAGAAAACACAUGAAAAGAUUAUGUUCAAGUACAUUGAACUUUGUGUUGACAUGAGGAGGGGUAGAUUUGCCAAAGACGGUCUGAUCCAGUACCGCAUAAUUUGUCAGCAAGUUAAUGUUAAUUCUUUAGAGGAAGUCAUAAAGCACUUUAUGGAUCUUUCAACCAAGAAGGCUGAGUUGGCUCGAAGUCAGGCACAGGCUUUAGAAGAAGCUCUGGAUGUCGAUGACCUUGAAGCUGAUAAAAGACCAGAAGAUCUAAUGCUGAGCUAUGUUAGUGGUGAAAAGGGAAAGGAUCGUUCAGAUAGGGAGCUUGUGACCCCAUGGUUUAAAUUUUUGUGGGAGACAUAUAGAACAGUUCUUGAAAUUCUGCGAAACAACUCUAAAUUGAUGGCCCUGUAUGCGGAUACAGCACAUCGUGCUUUCCAGUUCUGCAAACAAUACAAAAGGACAACCGAGUUUCGCAGGCUCUGUGAGAUAAUCAGGAAUCAUCUUGCAAACCUAAACAAGUACCGAGACCAGAGGGACAGGCCUGAUCUGACUGCACCAGAAAGUUUACAUUUUUAUCUUGAUACAAGAUUUGAGCAGUUGAAAGUUGCAACUGAGCUUGAACUAUGGCAGGAAGCCUUUCGUUCAGUAGAGGAUAUAUAUGGAUUGACGAGCAUGGUUAAGAAAAUGCCGAAAUCUUCCUUGAUGGCUGUAUAUUAUGCAAAGUUAACUGAGAUCUUCUGGAUUUCUUCUAGCCACUUAUAUCAUGCUUAUGCGUGGUUCAAGCUUUUCCAACUUCAAAAGAGCUUCAAUAAAAACCUGAACCAGAAAGACCUGCAAUUGAUAGCAUCUUCAGUUCUGUUAGCUGCACUUUCAGCUCCUCCCUAUGAUCACCUGAAAAGUGCAUCUCAUUUGGAAUUGGAACAUGACAAAGAGCGAAAUCUAAGAAUGUACAAUCUUAUUGGGUUUAAUAUUGACGUCAAGCUUGAGACAAGAGAAGCGCUCUGUCGGUCUUCCCUUCUUGCUGAUCUGGUUUCUAAAGGGGUGAUGACCUAUGUAACUCAGGAAGUAAAGGAUCUUUACCAUCUUUUGGAAAAUGAGUUUUUGCCUCUGGAUUUGGCAUCAAAGGUACAGCCUCUGUUGGCAAAGAUAGCAAAACUUGGGGGCAAAUUGUCUUCAGCAUCUUCUGUACCAGAAGUGCAGCUGUCUCAGUACAUUCCUGCCUUGGAAAAAGUAGCUACCUUAAGACUGCUGCAACAGGUCUCUCAAGUGUAUCAGACAAUGAAAGUUGAGACUCUAUCAAGAAUGGUUCCUUUUUUUGACUUCCCAUCUGUGGAGAGGAUAUCUGUUGAUGCUGUCAAACAUAAUUUUAUUGCUAUGAAAGUUGACCACAUGAAGGGUGCAAUUAUAUUUGGUGACUUGGGCUUUGAAUCAGACAUUCUGCAGGAUCACCUUAGUGUUUUGGCUGUAAACUUGAAUAAAUCAAGGUCAAUGAUAUAUCCAUCUCAAACAAAAGCAUCAAAAUUGAGUGCUAUGCUGCCAAGUUUGGCGGAUAUUGUAGAUAAAGAGCACAAAAAGCUUCUUGCUCGGAAAUCUAUUAUUGAGAAACGCAAGGAGGAACAGGAACGUCACCUACUUGAGAUGGAACGAGAAGAGGAGACAAAAAGACUAAAGCUUCAGAAGAAAACUGAAGAGGCAGAACAGAAAAGGCUCGCAACUGAAUUUGAAGAAAGGAAGCACCAACGCAUUCUUAGGGAAAUUGAGGAGCGCGAGCGUGAAGAAGCCCAAGCAUUACUAAAUGACGUUGGAAAGCGUAUUAAAAAGAAAGGAAAGAAGCCAAUCAUUGAGGGGGAGAAAGUGACAAAGCAAACUUUGAUGGAGUUAGCGCUACAAGAACAAGUUAGAGAGAGGCAGGAAAUGGAAAAAAAAAUGCAAAAACUAAUUAAAACUAUGGAUCACUUUGAAAGAGCAAAGAGGGAAGAGGCAGCCCCUCUGAUUGAAGCUGCAUUUCAAAGCCGUUUAGCUGAAGAGAAACUGCUUCAUGAACGUGAACAGCAGCUUGAGGUUGAGCUGAGCAGAGAGCGUCAUGAUGGAGAUCUGAAGGAGAAGUAUAGGCUUGCUCGGGUUAUAGAACAUAAGAUGGAAUUUCAGGAAAGAGUUGUGAACCGCCGCCAGGCGGCAUACAACAGAAUGAGAACCGAGAGGGAGGAACGACUUAGCCAAAUUAUGAAGGCACGAAAAGAGGAGAGAGAGAUCAAGAGGAAAAUGUUGUACUAUGUGAAAACUGAAGAGGAAAGGCUGAACCGGUUGCGUGAGGAGGAGGAAGCUCGCAAACGUGAAGAGGCUGAAAGGAGAAAGAAAGAGGAAGCGGAACGUAGGGCAAAACUGGAUGAAAUUGCAGAAAGACAGAGGAAAAGAGAACAGGAACUGGAAGAAAGAGAGAGGCUUAGGAAGGAAGCUAUCUUAAGGGGAACACCGAUUGAUGGACCAACCAGGCCUUCUGAACAUCCAGCGGCAGCAGCGGCUCCAGCAGCAGCGGCGGCGGCGGCUCCAGCGGCAGCAGCUGCUGCUUCAGGCUCUGCUGGUGGGAAGUAUGUGCCAAAGUUCCGUAGAAGUGGGCCAGCAGAGCCGGCGGCAGCGUCUCCAGCAGCAUCGGUGCAGUCUGAUAGGUGGGGGAGUGGAAAGGUGGCAGAUGAUCGUGGUGCCCCACCAAGCGACAAAUGGCGACCUUCAUUCGGUGGUAACAGUGGUGCUGCAAAGAGUUGGUCGUCAUCGAGGUUCUCGCGGUGAGAGGUUGAAGUUGAGUUUUUGAGAAAUUAUUUUUGAAUUAUGGGAAGAACUAGAAUUGUAAUAAAGACAAAAGGAUGUGUUUGUGCAUUUUUGUUUUGAAAGAGACUGUAAUGUUAAGAUUGUUUUGCUUGCUGUCUAUUUUUCUAAUUUACUUUCGCCAACGACUUGUUAAC